Cyclopterus lumpus (lumpfish) is the source of this 1378-nucleotide messenger RNA. It is a transcript of the gene tomm6, whose product is annotated as translocase of outer mitochondrial membrane 6 homolog (yeast). NCBI's taxonomy places the organism in Eukaryota, Metazoa, Chordata, Actinopteri, Perciformes, Cyclopteridae. Gene Ontology annotation, cellular component: mitochondrial outer membrane translocase complex. The record is from RefSeq and is a predicted model, not a curated record. The transcript is spliced from 3 exons. Bases 71 to 265 code for a protein of 64 amino acids.
AACACCCUUCCGCCUCCGGUCUGUUCCCCUCGUUGUCAGUGCUUCUGUCGUUACAACGCACGAUAGCAAGAUGAGCGGAGCAAACGGUAAAACUGGUCCUUCCUCCGGUGUAAUGGAGUGGAUCGGUUCAGCUUGUCGGUUUGCAACGGACAGAAACGACUUCAGAAGGAAUCUACUGGUCAACCUGGGCUUGUUUGCAGCUGGUGUUUGGGUCGCAAGAAAUCUCUCCGAUUUUGACCUGAUGUCUCCUCAGCCUGUGACAUAACGUAUUAAAAAUACAUCACCAAUUAAACCUGGAUAAUGGUGUCUUAGACCAACAAAGAAGAAUCAAGGGUUGUGAAUGAAUGACUUUUGUUUGACUUUGAAAACAAAUCAUGCUGGUGACCCAAAUCACCUUAAUUUUUCUAGAGAACAUUUUUGUUCAUGUCAUUGUAGGCGGCCGGAAGAGAAAUAAUUGCAUUGAAUUAGUGUCUCCGUUCUUAUUGUUUUUGUCCCAUAUUUUUUUUGAAAUAACUCAAAUCCGAUAUUCUGUGAUUUCUCCAGCUAUGUCCACUCGGGAGCUCUUUAUUGCUGCAGCUCGUAAGUGUUUGUCUGCUGGUAGAAAAUCUCUCUCCGUCCCUCAGAGUCUGGAUCUGGCUGCUCAGAUCUCAGCGGUUGAUUUGGGAUUGAAACCGGCUUUAUUAUACGAUAGCAACAGCGCCGGUGCAGAUCAGGUGCAGCAGUAUUUGAGCUCCUUGCAGUCUUCCCAGCUUGUGUCUAAAUCACUUCUCACACUGGAUUUAAAUGGAAACACUCUUAUUGUUAAUACACUUACAGUCCGAUCAAAUGUAGAACAGCUGCUUCAUGAUAACAAUGUAGCGGUUAUUGAUGUCUGCCACACGUUAGAGAAGCCCGCCAUCGCUGACCCGCUCAGAGGAGAGACAAAGAGCAUGACACAAGAUUUACUGCUUCUCUUGAGCGGGCUUGAACAACUGAAAGAGGCAGAAAAAACAUAUUAUGUUGCAGAGAAGUCAGAUGAGUGGAACCUUUGCACGGUGUUUGGUCUUUUGUUGGGUUUCCCUGUCACUUACUGGUUUGAUCAGACCAAGAGCUUUGAAAACUGUCUGUCUAUGACUCCCCUGAUCGUAACUACAGCUUCAGCAACAUGGCAGGCAGACUCCGCAGGUCACAGAUGUUGUCUGUACUCCUUCAGCUUCCCGGAUGUUCUGCUAAAAGCAGUGCAGUCCAACCUGGAACACUGGAGGCUUUGUUUACGAGAAAGAUUUAAGCAGCAACAUGUCCUCAAGGAUCUUACAUUUUGUCAAUCCAAAGUCACUCUGCCCUCAGUCUGUUUGUGAUGCUCACAUCAAAUGUGUCUUUAAAUAAACUGUUAAAGAAU